UAAAUACAUCUCGUUGAGUUUUUCCAUUCAACGCGUCGUUCCGCGAGAUAUUUUAUAUUUUUUCGCGUCGUUCGUUCGCCUCUGCCCUUUUAUCUUCGCGAAACGAUAGUUCGUCGAGUUUGCCAUUAUCUGGCGAAUGUUCCAUUUUCUUUUUCGUGUUGCAAGAUUGUAUUUAUGUACUGUACACUUGUUCACUUCGGAAGGCACAUUGAGUAGAAAAAGCCGUUCGGUAUUUGUAAACAUCAGAUUGACCGUUAUGACGGCUGGAACUAGCACAGAAAAGUCGGCUAGCAAUCCUUUGGAGCAGUUUGUGCUACUGGCAAAAACUGCGAAAGGAGCAGCUGCCAUAGAGCUCAUUAAGCAAGCGGUAGAGACACCAGGCGUACAUGUAUUUGGAGAGCUACUGGACAUGCCCAAUAUCAAAGAGUUAGAGAACGGACCUUAUGUUCAAUAUUGGAAUACUCUCAAUUUAUUUGCGUACGGCACGUAUAAGGAAUAUUUAGAGAACAAAGAUAAGGUUCUGGAAUUGACCCAGACGCAAAAGAAAAAGCUCCAACAUCUAACCAUUGUAACGCUAGCCACAAAGUCCAGAUGCAUACCGUAUUCCGUGUUGUUGGAAGAGUUAGAUAUAAAGAAUGUUAGAGAUUUAGAGGAUUUAAUAAUAGAAGCUAUUUACGCAGAUAUAAUACAUGGCAAAUUGGAUCAAAAGAAUUCACAGUUGGAGGUAGACUAUGCUGGUUUGGGUCGCGAUGUGAGACCCGAUGAUACGGGUGUUGUAGCUGAGACGUUAGCUGCUUGGGGUCAGGCUUGUGAUACAGUGUUAGCAUGUAUUGAGGAACAAGUCACAAGAGCUAAUGUAGAAAAACAAAAGGCAACCUAUCACAAAGAAAGAAUACAAAGAGAUAUUGCAAACAUAAAGAAAUCGCUCGCUGCACAAGCUGGAGGAGGUGGUGUGCAGGAAGCUGAUAUGGCAGGAGGCAGUUCUGGGGGCGAAUCAAGCAGGGAAGCAUUGUCAGGUCCAUCCGAUGCUAAGAAAAAACAACAGAAGGUCAAAGAGACUUGAUAUUACAAUCGUAAAAAGUUUCGGUUGUAAUACAUUACAUGUAAUCUGCAUUGAAAUUCUUGCAAUUCUAUGUAAACUGCGAUAAACAAUGAUGGCCAAUGCAAUUAAGGAAUGGAAAGUUGGAGUGAUUAGAGAAAAAAGUUCAUUGCCAUAUCGUGGCAUAUAGAGUCCAGAGGGAUUGAAUUUUCAUUAAUUUAAAGAAAAAGAUCUUGUGUAUAUAUAUACACACACACAUAUGUAACGAGACAUGGCACUAUAAAUUAUUGUUAUGUUUGUUUAGUGAUAACGUUUGUUUAUAUGGAGAUUUUGUUAUAUUAAAGUUGCAAAUUUUUUUCUAAAUUGUCGUUUAUAUUAUGCGUUAGAGAGAAACGAAAGAAAGUGAAAGAGGGUAAAACGAAUUUAUUAAUAUGCACUCUAUUUAAGGUAAUAAUUCGAGUUAACAGAUGCAUGGAUAAGGUAGUUAUAUGAAACGAUAUCUUACAUGAGGCGAAAAUUUAUUUGGCUUAUUUAGAUUUCGAGUUGGUACUGUUAUUAAGUCUCAUAUUUUAUCACUAAUGUUUUUAGUGAUUUUGUGCUAGAAGAGUAAUCAUUAUUAUCAAACGAUAUAAGAUGGUAAAAAUAAGAUAGAUUUCAAAUUUCACUGCAUACAGUAUGCAAUAAUCUGCAUAGAUUAGCUGUGGUUCAGAAAUUAAAACGAUCAUUGGAAACGGGUUAAAUCGUAAAUAGUUACGAUAGUGAAUCAUAAAUUUAAUAUUGAAUUAAUAAUUUCCUCUCAGCGAUUUAAAACAGACAAAUGUAAAUCGCGAAUGAAACAUGGUGAAAUACAAUUGUGAUUGUCCUCACAUCGAUACUUUAAAAAAAAAAAAAAGAAAAAACCGGAGAAAAUGACGAAUGAUUUUCUUACAAAUGAGAAGAGAAAAAAGUACUUUUAUAACGAAUAAGCUUCCGAAUUUUUGUAAAUCGUGUAGCGUUUACGAGAGUUCUUUUUAACAAGACCAAAGAUUUUAUACUUUGUGUUACAAGGUGUGAAUGAUAACGAAGCAGGGUUCGAUAAGUUUUAUAGGCAAGUUUGAUAGCUGUUGCAAUGAAUUUUAGCAUAUUUAUUAUUGUAUCUCCGUGCCUGCACAGAACAUCACCGAGUGACGCCAGAGUUUAGCGUGACGAAUUACUUGAAAUGUGUCACCAUGCAGUAUUAAUCUAUUUUCUAUCGUUUUUGCGUUAACGUUCGCAUUGUCUUUUUAUUUCCUCUCUAUAAAGACGAUAUGAUAAGUAGUCGUCAUGAGAGACAGACGGUAACUCGUAACAAAGCGUAACUAGUCGGAUUGAUCAUUAUUAUUAAAGGAAAA
This is a messenger RNA of Frieseomelitta varia, 2409 nucleotides long. RefSeq names its product COP9 signalosome complex subunit 7 (gene CSN7). Gene Ontology annotation, biological process: COP9 signalosome assembly. The transcript is spliced from 4 exons. The coding region runs from base 137 to 1063 and encodes 308 amino acids. The record is from RefSeq and is a predicted model, not a curated record. Gene Ontology annotation, cellular component: COP9 signalosome. Lineage: Eukaryota; Metazoa; Arthropoda; Insecta; Hymenoptera; Apidae.